Molecule: messenger RNA, 693 nt
Organism: Mugil cephalus (flathead mullet)
Lineage: Eukaryota; Metazoa; Chordata; Actinopteri; Mugiliformes; Mugilidae
Product: histone H2B 1/2-like
Exons: 1
Coding region: 14-385 (123 amino acids)
Cellular component (GO): nucleosome
Molecular function (GO): structural constituent of chromatin; protein heterodimerization activity; DNA binding
Source: RefSeq, a predicted model, not a curated record
UAAACGUUUAAUCAUGCCUGAUCCAGUGAAAGCGCCCAAGAAGGGCUCUAAGAAAGCCGUCUCUAAGAGCGUAUCUAAGACCGGCAAGAAGAAGAGAAAGACCAGGAAGGAGAGCUACGCCAUCUAUGUGUACAAGGUGUUGAAGCAGGUCCACCCUGACACCGGUAUCUCCUCCAAGGCCAUGAGCAUCAUGAACUCGUUCGUCAGCGACAUCUUUGAGCGUAUCGCCGGUGAGUCCUCUCGUCUUGCUCACUACAACAAGCGCUCCACCAUCACCUCCAGGGAGAUCCAGACCGCCGUCCGACUCCUGCUGCCCGGUGAGCUGGCCAAGCACGCCGUGUCUGAGGGAACCAAGGCCGUCACUAAGUACACCAGCUCCAAGUAAACUAUCAACUGUUUACUGGAAACACAAAGGUCCUUUUCAGGGCCACACACUUGCAACUAAGAGCUGUACUCCUCAAAUGUCAAACGUUUCUAUUUUGAUAAUUUAAUUCACAAAGUUUAUAUUCUUUAAUGUUUUGUAUGUAACAGGUCUGGACAAUACUAGGAAUUUUGUAAUCUAUCCGAUACCAAGUAAAGUACAGGCGUAGUAUCGCUGGUACUUUUUCUUGAAAUGUCGUGAUCAAUGGGAAAAACUAAUUUUCCAUUUAGUUAGACAUACAAGUAUUUAGGCACAUCUUUUAAUUAUAAAAG